AUGAGUAUUGUCGGGCACGAGUCUGUGAAAGUGGUGGAUGACGAGAACAGAAGACAAAAGCACAAGCUCAAGAAGCUCAAAGUGCAACCAUCCGAUAGUUUCCUGGACAACAACAGUGGUUUCAUCCCACCAUCCAAGCUGGCCAAGAUGAACAAGACGAAGCAGGGCCAGAAACUUCACAGCUCGGACUCGUCGAUUGUCUCCAGCACCCGAUCACAACGAACAACCGCCACCCGAACAGGGUCCGGCAGCAGCAGCAACAGCAGCAGUAUGAGAAGCAGCACGGGCAGUUACAAGAUGCCGGUGCGCCACCACUGCAAACACGGCCAUGAUGACUGCGGCCGAUGCCGUCGUACGUGUGAAGAUGAAGUGGCACCUCGACGACCCAGAAGAGUGAUUGGAGUCAAGCCACCACGAUGUGACACGGCAGGAGAUGGUCUCUUUCGCAGCAAAUCUGGAGGCAAAAUGUUGGGUCGCUCCUAUACUCGAUGA
Seminavis robusta is the source of this 492-nucleotide messenger RNA. The record is from the annotation of a GenBank genome assembly. NCBI's taxonomy places the organism in Eukaryota, Bacillariophyta, Bacillariophyceae, Naviculales, Naviculaceae.